CUCCUCAAGCUGCACUUUGCCCUGCAGCCGAGCAACAGGUAAACACGGAAGUAACGCACUUGCUUGCCAACAAAAUACAUUUUUUUUAAAAAGUCAACAAUUUGACCGUUAAAACAUCUAUUCAAUGCCAUGAUUUUGUCCAUAAAUACACACAUAUUUAACUUAUUUAGUGAGGUCGUUAUUGCGCGUUAAAGUUUACAGGACAAUGUAUAAUAAAGCGUCUGGAUAUCAGUCUCUACCGCAACGAGAUUUGCUCACUGCCAAACCGGGGUUGUUCGUGGCGACAGAAAGCUUCGUCCAAUCUCCAUUCCACCGUCAUAAAGGACAUUCGUUUGACUACAUCCCCAAUGUUAGAGACAACGACUACAGUGACUCCACUCAGGGAUGGCUGUCCUGGAUCUGCAAUGUUAUUGUCUGCUUCAUGGUCUACAUCUGCACCUUCAUAACCUUCCCCAUAUCAGGCUGGUUCGUACUGAAGGUUGUCCCUAACUACCAGCGCAUCGUAGUGUUUCGUCUGGGCAGAGUACGUCCUCCUAAAGGGCCAGGAGUGGUGUUGCUUCUGCCUCUUAUUGACCAAUGGCAGAGAGUUGACCUACGAACCCGGGCCUUCAACAUCCCUCCAUGCCAGGUUACUACCAGGGACGGAGGUGUGGUGUCUGUAGGGGCAGAUAUCCAGUUCCGUAUCUGGAGCCCGGUGAUGUCAGUGGUGUCGGUUCAGGAUCUUAACGCCUCCACACGCCUCACUGCCCACAACGCCAUGACAACCAGCCUGGGCAGGAAGAGCGUCAGGGAGAUUCAGACUGAGAGAAUCAAACUGGGAGAAUACCUUGGGAUGGACAUCAAUGAGAUGACCAAGCCCUGGGGUCUGGAGGUAGACAGGGUGGAGCUGACUGUAGGUGCUGUCCUGAAGCACCCAGAGGACCAUUCAUCUGGGCCUGGCUCGGUCAUCCUACCCCCCUCUAUUCCUGGUCUCGAGGGCCUGGCCGAACCCAUACAACAACUGGCUAUGCACUUCCUGGGCAAUAUGGCUGGCAAUGGAGCUCCCCUGGUUAGGACAGAGGACAGCAUCAGCUUCUCAGACGAGGUGAGCAGUGCUCCCCUGGCUAUAAGUCGUACGGGAGCCAGGGAUGAAGCUGUAACCAGGCCCAUGUCAGUGCUGGAACUGUACGAGGGCCUUCUCCUCUCAGAGUCUCUGGUCAGUCAGGUGGGAGCCUGCUUCCUGUUCCUCCUCCAAUCGCCUGACGGACAACAGACAAGCUAUUACGUAGACCUCAGCCAAGGUAGUGGCUCAGCCGGACCAGGGUCCCCUCCAGAGGGCCAGGUACCAGACGUCACCCUCAGUAUGACGGACCAGGACCUGCUGGCUAUGUUCGAGGGAACCCUACGACCCUUCGCAGCCUACGCCACUGGGCGACUCAAGGUCCAGGGAGACCUGAAGACUGCCAUGAAGCUGGAGGAAGUUAUCAAGCUACUCCGACCUUAAGCACUGACUUCAGACCUGUCCUUAUAGCAGUACCAGGUCCUAGAAAUACAUGGUUCUGACCUUAACCACUGGCUUCAGACCUGUCCUUAUAUAAAUACCAGGUCCUAGAAAUACAUGGUUCUGACCUUAACCACUGGCUUCAGACCUGUCCUUAUAUAAAUACCAGGUCCUAGAAAUACAUGGUUCUGACCUUAACCACUGACUUCAGACCUGUCCUUAUACAAGUACCAGGUCCUAGAAAUACAUGGUUCUGACCUUAACCACUGACUUCAGACCUGUCCUUAUACAAGUACCAGGUCCUAGAAAUACAUGGUUCUGACCUUAACCACUGACUUCAGACCUGUCCUUAUACAAGUACCAGGUCCUAGAAAUACAUGGUCACUAAUAACAGUUCAUAUAGACCCAUCUCUUUGAUGUUGACAAGCAUGUCAAUCUCUCAUGGCUCAAAGUGGAAGAGAGAUUUGACUUCCUCAUUACGUGUUUUUGUAUGAAGUGUUGACAAGCUGAAGGUACCGAGCUGUCUGUUUAAAGUACUGGCACACAGCACGGAUAAAAAUACAUACCCCACAAGACAUGCCACCAGAGGUCUCUUCACAGUCCCCAAGUCCAGAACAGACUACGGGAGGUGCACAGUACUACAUAGAGCCAUGACUACAUGGAACUCUAUUCCACAGUACUACAUAGAGCCAUGACUACAUGGAACUCUAUUCCACAGUACUACAUAGAGCCAUGACUACAUGGAACUCUAUUCCACAGUACUACAUAGAGCCAUGACUACAUGGAACUCUAUUCCACAGUACUACAUAGAGCCAUGACUACAUGGAACUCUAUUCCACAGUACUACAUAGAGACAUGACUACAUGGAACUCUAUUCCACAGUACAUAGAGCCAUGACUACAUGGAACUCUAUUCCACAGUACUACAUAGAGCCAUGACUACAUGGAACUCUAUUCCACAGUACUACAUAGAGCCAUGACUACAUGGAACUCUAUUCCACAGUACUACAUAGAGCCAUGACUACUUGGAACUCUAUUCCACAGUACUACAUAGAGCCAUGACUACAUGGAACUCUAUUCCACAGUACUACAUAGAGCCAUGACUACAUGGAACUCUAUUCCACAGUACUACAUAGAGCCAUGACUACAUGGAACUCUAUUCCACAGUACUACAUAGAGCCAUGACUACAUGGAACUCUAUUCCACAGUACUACAUAGAGCCAUGACUACAUGGAACUCUAUUCCACAGUUACUACAUAGAGCCAUGACUACAUGGAACUCUAUUCCACAGUACUACAUAGAGCCAUGACUACAUGGAACUCUAUUCCACAGUACUACAUAGAGCCAUGACUACAUGGAACUCUAUUCCACAGUACUACAUAGAGCCAUGACUACAUGGAACUCUAUUCCACAGUACUACAUAGAGCCAUGACUACAUGGAACUCUAUUCCACAGUACUACAUAGAGCCAUGACUACAUGGAACUCUAUUCCACAGUACUACAUAGAGCCAUGACUACAUGGAACUCUAUUCCACAGUACUACAUAGAGCCAUGACUACAUGGAACUCUAUUCCA
This is a messenger RNA of Oncorhynchus keta (chum salmon), 3054 nucleotides long. RefSeq names its product stomatin (EPB72)-like 1 (gene stoml1). Lineage: Eukaryota; Metazoa; Chordata; Actinopteri; Salmoniformes; Salmonidae. Gene Ontology annotation, cellular component: plasma membrane. Bases 206 to 1483 code for a protein of 425 amino acids. The record is from RefSeq and is a predicted model, not a curated record. The transcript has 8 exons.